Messenger RNA from Salvia splendens (bonfire salvia), 1823 nucleotides. RefSeq names its product polyadenylate-binding protein-interacting protein 12-like. The transcript is spliced from 10 exons. The coding region runs from base 477 to 1556 and encodes 359 amino acids. NCBI's taxonomy places the organism in Eukaryota, Viridiplantae, Streptophyta, Magnoliopsida, Lamiales, Lamiaceae. Gene Ontology annotation, molecular function: RNA binding. The record is from RefSeq and is a predicted model, not a curated record.
UCCGAAGAGAAACCUCAAUUCGCCACAUUUUUCUCUCACUAAAACCCUCUUCUCUGUCUAUAUACUUUGCACUGUUCCUCCUCUCUCUGCGCAUAUCUUCUCCUUGCAGACUCAGUAAAAUAUUCUUGCAAAUACUAAAAUAACCCACAAAUUCUAUAAGCAAAAGGCGUGCUCUGUUUUUUGCCUUUUUUAAUAAUUCCGGUUUUUUUAUUGAUAUCUUAGCUCACGAUCUUCCAGUUUGAUUGCUGAAAUGGAGGCAAUUUAGAGCUCGGCCCAUCAGGUAAAACGCUUCCGAUUUUGUUUUAAUCCCUUCGUUUAGCAUUUCUGCAGAAUUCUCGAUUUUUUCCAGCUUUGAUUUUUUCCAGCUUCGUUUAGCAUCAGGUAAAACGCUACCCGAUUUUGUUGCUUUCGACAGACCCGUGUGGAAAAAAUAAAAAAUUAAAGUGAAAGAGCGGAAAAAGCGUGAUUCUUUGAUCAUGGCUGUGGUGGAGAAUGCCGGAGCUAACGCGAUUGCGUCGUCGAAUUGCGACAACGACGCGGUGGUUAACGGGCAGGCAGCUAAGCCGGCUGAUCAGAGUUUCCAUAAGAUGCCUAACGGCCAUCAUCAGCUGGCUAUCAAUGGAAAUGGGGGAACUUUGGAGAAGAAGAUGGAUGGGGAGGAAGACGAUGGAGGGGAGGGGUUUAAGAGGGAUAUGCGGGAUUUGGAGGAAAUGCUGUCGAAAUUGAAUCCGAUGGCGAAGGAAUUCGUGCCGCCGUCUCUCUCCGCCUUCGGUGGUGGGCCGCACAAGCUGCUGGUGCCGCCUCACGCUGCUGCGGUUGCAGCGGCUGCGGCCGGGCAUUUUGGGUUCAGCACUAAUGGUUUUGUGAUGCAGCAGCAGGUUAACUCGGGAGUUCCCACUGCCAAUUCUUUUAGAAGGAAGAAAAAUGGCUUUGUUAAUGGGAAGCGGAGGAUGAAUAGCCGAACGAGCAUGGCUCAAAGAGAGGACGUGAUUAGGCGGACGGUCUAUGUCUCUGACAUUGAUCACCAGGUAACCGAAGAGCAACUUGCGGCGCUUUUCAUUGGCUGUGGACAGGUGGUGGAUUGCCGUGUCUGUGGUGACCCCAAUUCCGUUCUUCGCUUUGCCUUCAUUGAAUUCACUGACGAGGAAGGGGCAAGGAAUGCUUUGAGCUUAGCUGGAACUAUGCUCGGCUAUUAUCCUGUGAAAGUGCUACCUUCCAAAACUGCUAUUGCCCCUGUUAAUCCAACAUUUUUGCCAAGGUCUGAGGAUGAAAGGGAGAUGUGUGCAAGAACUAUCUACUGCACAAACAUAGAUAAAAAGGUCACUCAAGCAGACGUCAAACUCUUCUUUGAGUCUAUUUGCGGAGAGGUUUAUCGUUUGAGGUUGCUUGGUGAUUAUCAUCACUCAACUCGUAUAGCUUUUGUGGAGUUUGUGAUGGCGGAGAGUGCAAUAGCAGCGCUGAACUGCAGCGGAGCAGUCUUAGGAUCACUGCCCAUAAGAGUUAGCCCAUCUAAGACUCCAGUCCGACCCCGUGCCCCACGCCAAUCCAUGCACUGAUUGCUCAUGAAGCACCUCUUUUAAGUUAUAUAUACAUAGAAACUGAUACUUGCCAUGGGGUAUCUAUGUGUUUUUAGCUUCUAUUUUUCCUAUGUCUGCUUCAGAUGUAUGGUUUGCCUGUAGAGUACGACUAUUUUCGAGGCUUUAUUAUGCUGCACAUUACGCUGCGUUGAGCUUAGUAGGCACUUCCCUCACACUACUUCUGCUACUUUUACCACAUGCUUCGUUCUCACUUGGAAGUUUUAACGAUUCUCGUUUUUUGCCAAA